This is a messenger RNA of Dreissena polymorpha, 5723 nucleotides long. RefSeq lists its product as uncharacterized. Bases 391 to 885 code for a protein of 164 amino acids. The transcript is spliced from 6 exons. The record is from RefSeq and is a predicted model, not a curated record. NCBI's taxonomy places the organism in Eukaryota, Metazoa, Mollusca, Bivalvia, Myida, Dreissenidae.
ACAAUAUUUUUCAGGCGGGUUAUAUGUAUUGUAUUUGUUUAGUUUCACAUAACAACUUGCUUUAACAUAAGUAAAAUGAUUUCCUACUUGAAGUAUUAAUAACAUUUGAUCGUGACCAUAAAAUAUGAUUAACCCUUUUUCUUGUAUGCGCUUCAUUGCCGUUGACUAUUCAGUGCCAUACUCGUAUACCACAUGCGAUGGGAACUGUGUAAAAAGCUGGAGUCAAUUGAUUACAAAAUAAAUAUUGUACUACUAUUUAAUUGGUAAUACUAUUUUAAAUAAGUAGCGACGAACAGGACGACUGCCCAAGUAUCGAGCAAUGAGAAGAUUGCUCCAUUAGACUCUGCAAUUGUUGUAAGACCAGCAGAGCCCGCAGAAGAUGGGUCUGAGAUGAGAAAGGACUUAACAGUUCAGGAUUCAGCUUUAACUUCUAUCAUUGAACAGCCUGUUGAUUAUUCUCAUGUGCUGCGAAUCGGACCCUAUGUGAUAACACGAAGAAGUUUUGAAUUUCUCAAGUCUUCUCUCUCAGAUGAAUUGGUAGACGCUUGCCUCCACAUUGCCACAAUUGAAACUAGCAAUGUUUACCAUGUGGACGGUAUCAAUGCAACACUUAUCUUCACUGGAGAUUUUGAAAGGACUGGAUACCUUGCAUCAGCGUCCCCAGCAGAGGUCUCAGACAUCACGAUUACGGACGAGUCCAGUCAGCCAGAUCACAGGCAGAUCCAGUGGGCAGAGGUCGCACCCACCCAGCUGGUGGAAGUGGAACCGAAGGAGGGGGCACAAGACACAUACAUAUCACAGGAAGCGCCGCACAUGGAAACGGCCACACAACAGAUACUUUCAUCAUUGUACUACCCACUAGAGACAGAACGAAGAUCACCAUAAGGCAACAUCAUGAAAGCCAUUGCGCCAGACUGCCUGUCUCAAGUGCCUUGUUUUAAUUGUUUGGUUUAUAUUAUAAUCUACUGGCUUAUUUUAUAGAUUAUUUGUUAUGGGAACUUGAGUGCCAAACCUAUGACUAGCUAUUAAUGAGAUUGUUAAUGAAGCUGUGCACAUUAGAUUCUGAAUUGUUAUGAGAAGUUUAUUUCUAGAGAUAGGCCUAUGACUGGCUGUUAGAAGGUUUGUAAUGAAGCUGUGCACACAAGAUUGGGAAUUGUUAUGAGAACUUUAUUUCAAAAGAUAGGCCUAUGACUGGCUGUUAGUAAGAAGUUUUGUAAUGAAGCUGUGUACAUUAGAUUGUGAAUUGUUAUGAGAACUUUAUUUCAAAAGAUAGGCCUAUGACUGGCUGUUAGUAAGAAGUUUUGUAAUGAAGCUGUGCACAUUAGAUUGUGAAUUGUUAUGAGAAUUUUAUUUUAAAAGAUAGGCCUAUGACUGGCUGUUAGAAGUUUUGUUAUGAAGCUGUGCACAUUAGAUUGUGAAUUGUUAUGAGAACUUUAUUUCAAAAGAUAGGCCUAUGACUGGCUUUGAGUUAGACGUUUUGUAAUGAAGCUGUGAACAUUAGAUUGUGAAUUGUUAUGAGAACUUUAUUUCAAAAGAUAGGCCUAUGACUGGCUGUUAGAAGUUUUGUAAUGAAGCUGUGCACAUUAGAUUGUGAAUUGUUAUGAGAACUUUAUUUCAAAAGAUAGGCCUAUGACUGGCUGUUAGUUAGAAGUGUUGUAAUGAAGCUGUGCACAUUAGAUUGUGAAAUGUUAAAACAACUUUUCUGCAAGACCUAUGACUAGCUAUGUGUGAACAGAUUUCAUAUGAAAUUGUACACAUUAGAUUGUGAAUUGUAAAAACAACUUUUGUGCCAGAUAUAUUAUUAGCUAUUAGUAAGAUUUAUAAUGAAAUGGCACACAUUAAUUUGUGAAUUGUUAACAGAACUUUGGUGCAUGACCAAUGCCUGUAUAUAAGUGUUAAGAUUUUUAUGAAAGUGUACACAUUAGUUCUUAAACUGUUAAGAUAUUUUUUGUGAGAGGAGUAUGUUUAUAAAUGAUUAUGAGAUAGUUGUACACAGUAGAUUGUGAUAUCUUAUGAGAUAUUUGGUGCCAAAUGAAAGCAAAUUACUGAUGAAACUGUACACAUUAGAUUGUGAUAUCUUAUGAGAUAUUUGGUGCCAAAUGAAAGUAAAUUACUGAUGAAACUGUACACAUUACAUUGUGAUAUCUUAUGAGAUAUUUGGUGCCAAAUGAAAGCAAAGUACUGAUGAAACGGUACACAUUAGAUUGUGAUAUCUUAUGAGAUAUUUGGUGCCAAAUGAAAGCAAAUUACUGAUGAAACGGUACACAUUAGAUUGUGAUAUCUUAUGAGAUAUUUGGUGCCAAAUGAAAGCAAAUUACUGAUGAAACUGUACACAUUAGAUUGUGAUAUCUUAUGAGAUAUUUGGUGCCAAAUGAAAGCAAAUUACUGAUGAAACUGUACACAGUAGAUUGUGAUAUCUUAUGAGAUAUUUGGUGCCAAAUGAAAGCAAAUUACUGAUUAAACUGUACACAGUAGAUUGUGAUAUCUUAUGAGAUAUUUGGUGCCAAAUGAAAGCAAAUUACUGAUGAAACUGUACACAGUAGAUUGUGAUAUCUUAUGAGAUAUUUGGUGCCAAAUGAAAGCAAAUUACUGAUGAAACUGUACACAGUAGAUUGUGAUAUCUUAUGAGAUAUUUGGUGCCAAAUGAAAGCAAAUUACUGAUGAAACUGUACACAGUAGAUUGUGAUAUCUUAUGAGAUAUUUGGUGCCAAAUGAAAGCAAAUUACUGAUGAAACUGUACACAUUAGAUUGUGAUAUCUUAUGAGAUAUUUGGUGCCAAAUGAAAGCAAAUUACUGAUGAAACUGUACACAUUUUAUUGUGAUAUCUUAUGAGAUAUUUGGUGCCAAAUGAAAGCAAAUUACUGAUGAAACUGUACACAUUAGAUUGGGAUAUCAAGCAAAUUACUGAUGAAACUGUACACAUUUUAUUGUGAUAUCUUAUGAGAUAUUUGGUGCCAAAUGAAAGCAAAUUACUGAUGAAACUGUACACAUUACAUUGUGAUUUUUUAGAACUUUUGUGUUAAAUGGACAGUGUUCUUGCAUCCAAGGUACGAAUGUUGAUAAACUAUAUUGUUUGCAGACAGUUUGAAGAAAAUGAAAACUGCUUUAUUCUGUCUGUCAGUGCUCAAACUUGAGGCUCAAAUUACUGCUGUUGUUUUUUGAAUAUCUUAACUGGUAAAGUAUUUCUAAGCAUGAAGUGCAGAUGUUCAAGACGCACUUUCCAUGUGCUCUGAUUUACAGAGGACAGAGUUAUGGACAAAUAAUUACAACUUCUGUCACUUUCAUAUGAAUGCUGCAUUCUGAUUGGAUAAUUUGUUCAUGUGACUGGUUUUUCAUUGUCCAAUGAACCCACUUCGUAUGCAUAUUUAAACAUGAAUCAUAGAGAUACUUUCUGGUCAUAAACAAGUUGUCAAAAUGACGUUAUGAUUUGCAUGAAACUUAAUGGAGUUGUUUUUUAUUGGUCAAUGGCAAAAUGACGUUAUAAUGUUUGCGCAAACGUCAAAGAUAUAUACCCAUUUGACGGAGAUGAAACCGAAACUGAAAAUAGAUUCAUAGGCUAGAUUAAAAAGAACUUUUAUUACCCUUACCACGAUAGAAUUGCAGCUUAAAGAUCAUUUUGUGUUGUAAUUAUGCCAGUGUUUAUGCAAAUUAGGCAUAAUUUUCCCGACAGUUCACACACCGAUAAAAUGCAGAAAAAUGCUAUUCAAUUCUUAAGUAAAUUUUGACAUAAUUGAGGUCUUUUCCCCACUUAAUGGGAACUUAUUGGAGCAAGCUUCUGUUUUUUAAGUGACUAAUUUUAUACCUCGUCAUAAGCAUGCAGUUAAGAUAUGCAAGACACAAUUUUCAUUUGAAUUUAUUGACACAUCCAAACUUCUGCUCUUAUUCCUCACUGAGUCAGUCAAUUUCAUCCCAAUCAAAACUGCCUCUCGGGUGUCUUUAGUGACUGGUGACAAAGCUAUAGCUUAAGUAUCAAUAGAUAUGCAAAUGAGCCUAAAAUGUCACUUAAAUUCUGCUUUGAUUUGCCUUUUCUGGAAAGUGCUGUAUUUUUAUUUGAUAUUGCAAUGUUUAAUGCCUUCUGAUGCUUGUUUUUAUAUUUUGUUAGCUCACCUGAGCACAUUGUUCAAAGGUCAAAAAUGGCCAUAAAUGAGCUUGUCCGGGCCAUAACUAUGUCAUUCAUUGUGAGAUUUUAAAAUCAUUUGGCACAUUUGUUCACCAUUAUUGGACGGUGUGUCGCCUGUAAGAAUUAUGUCAAUAACUCCAAGGUCAAGGUCACACUGGCCAUAAAUGAGCUUGUCCAGGCCAUAACUAUGUCUUUUUUGUGAGAUUUUAAAAUCAUUUGGCACAUUUGUUCACACACAUUGGACGGUGUGUCAUGCGAAAGAAUAAUGUUGAUGUCUGCACCGUCAAGGUUACACUUGAGUUCAAAGGUCAAAAAUGGCUAUAAACUUGUCCGGGCCAUAACUAUGUCAUUCAUUGUGGGAUUUAAAAUUCUCUGCACAUUUGUUCACAAUCAUUAGACGGUGUGUCGCGCGAAAGAAUUAUGUCAAUAACUCCAAGGUCAAAGUUACACUUUGAGUUCAAAGGUCAAAAAUUUCCAUAAAUGAGCUUGUCCGGGCCAUAACUUUGUCAUUCAUUGUGAGAUUUUAAAAUCAUUUGGCCUAUUUGUAUACCAUUAUUAGACGGUGUGUCAUGCGAAAGAAAAAUGAUGAUAUCUGCAACGUCAAAGUCACACUUUGUGUUCGAAGAUAAAAAAUGGCCAUAAAUGGUCUUAUCUGGGUCAUAACUGUCAUUCAUUGUGAGAUUUUAAAAUUACUUGGUACAUUUGUUCACAAUCAUUAGACGGUGUGUCGCGCAAAAGAGUAACGUGAAUAACUCCAAGGUCAAAGUUACACGUUGAGUUUAAAGGUAAAAAAUGGCCAUAAAUGAGCUUGUCCGGGCCAUAACUAUGUCAUUCAUUGUUAGAUUUUAAAAUCAUUUGGCCUAUUUGUUCACAAUGAUUGGAAGGUGUGUCAUGCAUAAGAAUAACGUCUAUACCUCCAAGGUCAAGGUCACACUUUUGAGUUCGAAGGUCAAAAAUGGCCAUAAAUGAGCUUGUCCCGGUCAUAACUAUGUCAUUCAUGGUGAGAUUUUUAAAUCAUUUGGCACAUUUGUUCACAAUCAUUUGAUGGUGUGUCAAUCGAAAGAAUUAUGUCGAUAUCUGCAAGGUCACACUGUGAGUUCAAAGGUCGAAAAUGGCCAUAAAUGAUAUUGCCUGGGCCAUAACUAUGUCAUUCAUUGUGAGAUUUUAAAAUUACUCUGUUCAUUUGUUCACAAUCAUUAGACGGUGUGUCAUGCGAAAGAAUUACGUCGAUAUCCCCAAGGUCAAGGUCACACUUGGAGUUCAAAAGUAAAAAAUGGCCAUAAAUGAGCUUGUUCAGGCCAUAACUAUGUCAAUCAUUGUGAGUUUUUAAAAUUUCUCGGUACACAUCUGUGACAAAGCUAUAAUUAUAAAUAUUUUUUCUUAAACCUGGUUUUGUGACAAUUUUGUACCUUGUUUAAUUUUAGUCAACAAAUAAAUGGAAUUUCAUUAUUGUAAUUCAACAUAACCUUUUUUGCCUAGUAUUGUUAUUUUAUACCAUGUUCAUCUUAUGUCUAAUUUUAAAUGUGGCUUAAUGUCUCGCAAUAAAAUUGUACAUAUUUUCAUGUUUGUCGUCAUUUAAAUAAUAAAAUAUCAUUCAGUACUU